Messenger RNA from Bemisia tabaci, 1332 nucleotides. Lineage: Eukaryota; Metazoa; Arthropoda; Insecta; Hemiptera; Aleyrodidae. The record is from RefSeq and is a predicted model, not a curated record.
AUGAGCGGCACUCCGUCCCCCUCUGCUUGGGACCGCGAAGAAGAGGAGCUUCUUAGGACUCCCUCACCUCACCCUCUCUUAGAGGUCGCCUCUUGUGGCACCAGUCCUCCCACGACGCCCUUCCCUGAUCGCCCUGUCACCCCUCCUCCAGAUUUUCGGGAUGCAGUUCAUCCCCCUAUGCCCCCUCGACCUGGCCCUCCACCCCCCGCGACCACUUAUCGGCAAUUUCGCUGCAUGGUCUGCGGAGAGGUCGGGCACAUCACCUUCCGAUGUGGCCACUUCGCGCCCCUCACCCCCCAGGAACGUUGGUCAUUAGUCAGGCGGGAAGGCAGAUGCGCCAACUGCCUCAGCGCGCAACACGCCGACGGCGUUUGCGCAAGCAAGAAACGAUGCGCUCAAUGUGGCAGAGCGCAUCACACCAUGCUGCAUCUCCCUGAUGGGCAUUUUGCUCCCUCCUCGAGCGGCCCCCAACCUCCUUCUCAGCUCAUGUUCGUUGACAUGUUUAAUUCACUCAAGAGACCGGCUCCCUUCUGCCAGCCGCCGCCGGACUAUGAAGGGUUCCGCCGACGCCGCCCCAACCCCAUCCCUGCGGGUUACGAGGCGCCGUCUCCCAUGCCGGGCCUCCCACGGUUCCCCCCGCCGUCACCAAGGCCACCCUCUCGAGGCUAUCCGCCCUUGUUAAGAAUGCCGGAGCCUUUGGUGCCCUGCUCUCCGGUCCCACCUCAGUCUCCGCCGCCAGCCAAUCCGUGGUGGCCGGAAGACCCCUUAUACGAGUUCGGGUUCGAGCGGUUCUUCCCGCGGACUCCUCCUCCAACGUCAUCACCGCUGCCGUCUAUUUAUGAACUCGAUCCAGGCACCCCCCCCUCCAGAGCACCUUUGGAACCAUCACAUAACCGAUUGGGACGAGUUCGACCCCUUCACGCCACGCAGAUUUCGCCCUCCGAGCCCAGCACCUCCGAUCUCAUUCAACCCCCCGGUUCUCCUCUCAUUCAUUUGGAGCCAGAGGAGAUGGUGGAAGUGAGGCCACGAGGUCGCGGCUUCCCAGCUUACGAGUCGCCGCCGCCCAGCCGUCCAUCCUCACGGCCCGGCCCCUCUAGUGCUCGUGAGCGUGUUCGGUCCCUAGCCCGUGGACGCGAGGCCACCCGUCAGCGAGACGCCUCCCGCGCCCGCUUCCACGGAUCCCGCCGUCUAGGGCCAGGCCGUAGCUCGAGACCGCGCCGCUCCCCGCCGCCCGCCCGGAUGAUGCAAUCCCCGGAACGCGACCCCCUCUACGCGCGAGUUCGGCUCAGGGGCUCUGGUGCGUACGUCUUCGCCCGACGCGACUGGCACUAG